Messenger RNA from Linum tenue, 2579 nucleotides. Lineage: Eukaryota; Viridiplantae; Streptophyta; Magnoliopsida; Malpighiales; Linaceae. The record is from the annotation of a GenBank genome assembly.
CGACUCAAUUCUUCCUUUUGUUUAUUCACUCACAAUAAAUAAAAUAAAAUAAAACCAAAAAUCAUUUCCUCCUUCUACCAUAACCACUUCUCUCUCUCUCUCCCCCUGAACCCAGUCCAAGUUUUGAGCUCCAUUUUGACCUCUCUUUCUAGAGAGACAGGGCAAGGAGCGAGUACCAGAGUAGAAGCCGGAGUCAGAAAGCAUCUCCCUCUCAACCCCUGAGGUAAUCAUCUUUGAAUUGAAUCAACAGCCAAACGAUGAUGAUGCUGUAAAAUCUCCUCCCUCUGUUUUUUCCUUUUCGUAAUUUUGACUUCUGCUGCUGGAAAGUUGAAAACUUUCCGAGACUUCAUCUCCUUCUUCUUUCUCUCCGUCCCUCCAAUUAUUGUUUGCCGCUACCAAAGUUUCCAACUUUGGGGCAGCAAUUCCAGAUCCCCUUUUACUCACUCAAGGAGCUUGGAAUAAUUAAGCUUUUGUUUAAAGGGGGGAAUCGAGAGGGAACAAUCUUGCCAGGCUUUACCCCCACGUGCCUUCUCUUUGUCUGAUUAUCCACAAUCUCUCCUUCUCAAUCAUGUAAAUAAACGGAAACAGAGACGCUUUGGGUUCCGAUCCAUUUCCAUCCUCCAGGGGGAAUCGAAUCUCUCUGUUUUUUGUGUUUUCACCCCUCCCCAAUAAUGGAUGCGCCGGCGAGGCAGCAGCAGAAGAAGACGAUGACCAAGCAACUCACCGCCAAGCGAGACGACUCGCCGUUUCACGGGGCGGCCAGGGCUGGCAACUUGGACCUGGUCCUGGAAUUAAUCGGGGAAGCCUCCGAUGGGGCGGCCGCGGCGGCGGCGGCGGAGGAGUUGAAGAAGCUGCUUUCGAAGCAGAACCAGUCCGGUGAAACGCCGCUGUACGUCGCCGCCGAGUGCGGCCAUGUCGACAUCGUGAAGGAACUCAUCAAGCACUGCGACACCGGAUUGGCCGGGAUCAAGGCCAGGAACGGCUACGACGCCUUCCAUGUCGCCGCCAAGCAGGGCAAUCUCGAAACAUUGAGGGUUCUGAUGGAGGCGAACCCAGAGCUGGCGAUGACAUUCGAUUCGUCCAAUACGACGGCGCUCCACUCGGCCGCCGCCCAGGGACACGUGGACGUUGUGGAUUUCCUCCUGGAGCGAUGCGGCACCGUGGCGGCGAUCGCCAAGAGCAACGGCAAGACGGCCCUGCACUCCGCGGCGAGAAAUGGGCAUCUGCAGAUAGUGAAGGCGCUUCUGGGUAAAGACCUUGCAAUCGCCACCAGAACUGACAAGAAGGGGCAAACGGCGCUUCACAUGGCGGUUAAAGGACAGAACGCCGAGCUGGUGGAGGAAUUGGUCAUGUCCGAUCCUUCCUUGAUCAACAUGGUCGACGGCAAGGUCAACACCGCCCUCCACAUCGCCGCUCGGAAGGGCCGAACUCAGAUUGUUGUGAAGUUGCUCGAGCAUCAAGGGCUGGACAAGAUCGCGAUUAACAAGUCGGGGGAGACUGCAUUCGACACAGCGGAGAAAACAGGGCACAAAGAACUCGCGGCCGUGAUGGAGAAGAACGGCGUGCUGUCGGCCAAAUCACUGAAGCCCAACGGGAAAACGAACCCAGCUCGAGAGCUGAAGCAAACGGUGAGCGACAUAAAGCACGAGGUGCACAACCAGCUGGAGACGACCCGAAUCACCCGAAAGAAAGUCCAGGGGAUCGCCAAGAGGCUGAACAAGAUGCACACCGAAGGCCUGAACAACGCCAUCACCUCGACCACGGUGGUCGCGGUGCUAAUCGCCACCGUGGCGUUUGCAGCGAUCUUCCAGGUCCCGGGGCAGUACGCCGACGACCCGAACAAGCUCGCCCCCGGCCAGUCCGCUGGACAGGCGCGGAUCGCAUCGAGACCGCCCUUCAUCAUCUUCAUCGUGUUCGACUCCAUCGCGCUCUUCAUCUCCCUGGCCGUCGUGGUGGUCCAGACGUCGAUCGUGGUGAUAGAGAGGAAGGCGAAGAAGCAGCUGAUGACGGUGAUCAACAAGCUCAUGUGGCUCGCCUGCGCGAUGAUCUCUGUUGCCUUCAUUGCGUUGUCAUAUGUCGUGGUCGGGAGCAAGGCGAAGUGGUUGGCGAUUUGGGUGACCGCGAUCGGUACGAUCAUCAUGACCGCGACGAUUGGCACCAUGUGUUACUGGGUGGUGGUGGCGAGGCUGGAGGCUUCGAAGCAGAGGAACAUUAGGAGGUCGUCGUUGAGCAGGUCGAGGUCCGGUUCGAUGUCGAUGAUGCCCGAAUCGGAUCUGGAGACGGAUUAUAAGAAGCUGUACGCUAUUUGAUUGCUUCUCCAUUGUUUGGAGGGUUGAAUCAGUAUUGACGAAUGUAAACCUUGUUACAGAGAGGAGGGUUUGGUGCGGCGGAAGGAGGGUUAAUGUUGUAUAUAUUUGGGGGUAUAUGUGUACGUAACUUAAGUAGCAGCUAUGUAACUAAUUUUGUCAUGGCGCAAAACCCUCUGAUGAACGAACCUAUUACAGAGAAUGAAAAGGAAACGAGCAACUGGUUUUGUUGACAUGAAUGAGUUGGCUUGUGUUGUGGGUUGCCUUAGUUGG